Hippocampus zosterae (dwarf seahorse) is the source of this 1763-nucleotide messenger RNA. RefSeq names its product SEC14-like lipid binding 7 (gene sec14l7). NCBI's taxonomy places the organism in Eukaryota, Metazoa, Chordata, Actinopteri, Syngnathiformes, Syngnathidae. The transcript has 12 exons. The record is from RefSeq and is a predicted model, not a curated record. Gene Ontology annotation, cellular component: cytoplasm. The coding region runs from base 157 to 1311 and encodes 384 amino acids.
ACUGGGCUUGAUUUAUCAGAUGUCCUUGUGAAAGUGUGUGCAUGUAUCUGGAGGGCGUGUCCCUGGUUCCCUCCCCUUCCAACUCCACCCCGAAGGUCUGUGGCCUCCGCACCAGCGUUCAUCCUUCAGUCCCAGGCUGGAAGUUUUGCUGGCAACAUGAGUGGCCGUGUUGGAGAAUUGAGUGCCAAACAAGCGGAUUCGCUCACGCAGUUUCGCGACCGAAUCGGGGACAUCCUUCCUGAACUUCCGGCACAACACGACCACUACCUGCUACGCUGGCUGCGAGCCAGAAGCUUCAGUGUCCCCAAAGCUGAAGUGAUGAUCAGGAAGCAUGUGGAAUUCCGAAAAAACAUGAAGGCAGACACCAUCAUUUCUGACUGGACUCCACCUGAGGUGAUCGCGCGCUACGUGUCGGGCGGCAUGUGCGGCCACGACAAGGACGGCAACCCCAUCUGGUUCGACGUGUUGGGUCCGCUGGACCCCAAAGGCCUCCUGAUGUCGGCCAGCAAGCAGGAUUUCCUGAGGACCAAGAUGAGGAACGUGGAAAUGCUGCAGAGGGAAUGUCAAAAGCAGUCGGAGAAGUUGGGUGUGAAUGUGGAGUCAGUCACGCUGAUUUACGACUGCGAGGGUCUGGGCUUCAAGCACCUGUGGAAGCCCGCCAUCGAGACAUAUGGCGAGAUCCUCACCAUGUUUGAGGACAACUAUCCAGAGGUGCUCAAGCGGAUCUUUCUCAUCAAAGCUCCCAAACUAUUUCCGAUGGCCUACAGUUUGAUCAAGCACUUCCUGUCUGAGGAGACGCGGAGCAAGCUCAUCAUUCUUGGAAGCAACUGGCAGGAAGUGCUUCGUAAACAUGUGGAUGCCGAGCAGCUUCCGGUGGUGUACGGCGGAACUCGGACCGACCCGGACGGAGAUCCUCGCUGCAGAACAAUGAUCAACUACGGCGGCACGGUGCCACGGUCAUACUACAUCCAGAACUCGAUCAAGGUCCAGUACGACACCAGCGUGACCGUCGGCCGCGGCGCCGUCUUACAAUUGGACUACCACGUCACUGCCCCUUGCAGCCUGCUCAGUUCCUUGGCACCAAGGGAACACAAGAUGCCACCAAAGCACUACUUUUAUAUUAAAGCUCAGCAUACAAGAUAUUUCUGUAAGUUACACGCCACAGGUGGCAGUUCACCAGCGAUGGGGCCGACAUCGGCUUUGGGGUGUACCGACGCACGGCGCCGGGUGACCAGCAGAAGUUGGCGGCCAUGUUGCAGGUGGUCCCCAGCCAGCGUUACAAUGCGCACCUGGUGCCCGAGGACAAUAUGAUCACCUGCCCCGAACCGGGAGUGUACGUUUUGUGUUUCGACAACAGCUACAGCGUGCUGCACUCCAAGCGGGUCAGCUACACGGUGGAGGUGCUUCCUCCGUCGCCGUGACAACCAAGGACAAGGACCAUACCACAGGGACACGCCGCGGAACGUUUGCAUCCACCUGACUUUCAUUGUGACGCCUGGGAAUGUCGCCUGUCGCGUGCUUUGUUAGGGACAACUGAGCUCACAGGUGUGCCUAAUGGAAUGGCCUCCAGGCGUACGUUUGGUUAGGAUGCUGACGGCGAUGCCACAAAAUUGUCAACGACUGCUCCGUUUAAUUUAUGCAGCAGUUGUGUAUACAUUGCACAUAAUUUGAGUUGCUCUCGCCUGUCAAUCGGGAAUUUUUAUCACAACAAGGUGACAUCAAAAAUAAGAGCACAAACAAUAAAUGGACCGAAAGAUAAAGUA